AAAUUACAUUUUAAGUUAUCAUAAUACCAAUUUAUUUACCAAUUUCAUUUUAUAUGUUGUAUCUCCUUAAACUUUGAAUUAUUCUCAACAAUAAGAUGAAAAUGUUUGGACCCCCUACAUGUAAAUAUUGAUACUGUAACCUCUUAAAAUAAGGUUGGUUAUUUGUAUUUUGAAUUGCAAAAAUGUGUGAAGUUAUUGUGUUGUUUGAUGGUUACUCUGAAAAACUUGAAAAUGAGAUAAUGAAAGCAAAUUGUUCUUGCACAUUAAUAAAAGCAUCGAAGAAUGUGAUCGUUGAUACAAUGACAGCUUGGGAUAAAGACAAAAUAAUACAAGCUCUUAAUCGACAUAAUAUUACUCCUGAUGAAAUUGAUUACGUCGUUUGUACUCAUAGUCAUGCAGAUCACAUAGGCAACAAUAAUCUCUUUCUAAAUGCUGAGCAUAUAAUUGGAACUUGUGUCCACAGAGGAGAAAUGUUCUUUGGACCAAAAUUUGAAAAUGAUUCUGCAUAUGAAAUUUGCCCAGAAGUUAAAGUCAUAGCUACUCCAGGACAUACAUCUGAAGAUGUCACAGUACUAGCUCAAAGGACUGUGUCUAAAAAAUCUACCUGCUAUGCUAUAACAGGAGAUUUAUUUGAAAAAGAAGAAGAUAUUUUAAAUCCUUCAAUAUGGAGGGACUUGGGAACUGAGGAAUUACAAAAAGAUCAAUCACAUUGGAGAUCGUAUGUAAUAAAUAUUGCAGAAUUUAUAAUACCUGGACAUGGACCAAUGUUUCGUGUUACCAAUGAAAUGAGAAAAAUUGUCACAGAUCAAGAAGAACAUUAAUUUUACUGCUUAUAAAAUAAUAUAUUUAGUAGCAUACAAAGAAAGAAACUUAUUUUUGUAUUCAUCAUUUAUGUCACUACUUCGUUCUACAUAUAUUUACUUACUUUAGUAUAAAACAUAAUAGUACUAGUUUGGAUCUUAGAAAAAAAUAUACUUGACAUAACAUUGAAAUACUUUCACGUUACAAUUUUGUUUCUACAUCCCCAGUAACAGCAAUAGCUUCAAUCUCAAUUUGAGCUCCCUGUAAUAUUAUAUGUAAUUAAAGUUAGUAAACUUUACUGCACAAAAUAUAAAAUAAUUAUUUCAUACCAUAGGUAAUUUUCCAACUUGAAAUGUGGAUCGUGCUGGAUAGUUAUCUGUGAAAACUACAAAACAAAAAGGCAAAUAAUUACCAAAUAUAAUAUGAGAUAAAUGUAAUUUAUCUUUUCUAUAAGAUUUAAUGGAAUUAAAUUUAUUCUUACAUUCUUUGUAAACUUCAUUUACUCCAGCAAAAUCAUUUAUACUGUUUAAGAGGAUUGUUGUUUUAACAACUGUAAGAAAAUACAAUUUUUAUAAGUUAUGAUUGGAAUUAUAUGCUUCAAGCAAAAGUUAUCUCUUAUUUUUUAUAAUACAUGUAUAUUCAAUAAAUAAGUGUAACCUUUA
Messenger RNA from Megalopta genalis, 1463 nucleotides. The record is from RefSeq and is a predicted model, not a curated record. NCBI's taxonomy places the organism in Eukaryota, Metazoa, Arthropoda, Insecta, Hymenoptera, Halictidae.